Gymnodraco acuticeps is the source of this 1886-nucleotide messenger RNA. It is a transcript of the gene eif3jb, whose product is annotated as eukaryotic translation initiation factor 3, subunit Jb. Gene Ontology annotation, cellular component: cytoplasm; eukaryotic translation initiation factor 3 complex. Bases 147 to 878 code for a protein of 243 amino acids. Gene Ontology annotation, molecular function: translation initiation factor activity. The record is from RefSeq and is a predicted model, not a curated record. The transcript is spliced from 8 exons. NCBI's taxonomy places the organism in Eukaryota, Metazoa, Chordata, Actinopteri, Perciformes, Bathydraconidae.
UAUCAGUGUCCAGUCGCCCGAAGAAGCCCAGGGAAGCAGCCAGGUCACAGGAUCAGUGACGUCCAGAAGGUGGGAGCUGAUUGUGAACCAACGGGCUGCCGCACAGACUGACUGCGAGCCUGUCAAACACAACCAACACAGCCAACAUGGCGGACUGGGACGCUGAAACCUUCGAGCCGGAGGAGCCGAAUAAAAAGGCGGCAGUGGUUGACAAAUGGGAAGGCGAAGACGAUGAAGACGACGUUAAGGAUAACUGGGAUGAUGACGAAGAAGAGAAGGAGAAAAGGGCAGCGAUGAAAAAGGAGGCAAAGGUUUCUGAAAAAAAAAAGUUGAGUGAGAAGAUCAAAGAGAAAGAAAACCGGUUAAAGAAAAAAGAGGAGGAGAAGAUGAGAGAGUUGGAGGAAAAUGAAGAAGAGCUCUCUCCUGAAGAAUUACUUGCAGAUAAGUUAAGAGUGAAGAAAUUACAGGAAGAAGCAGACUUGGAGCUAGCAAAAGAUGCUUUUGGUGUCAGCAGCACUGCAAGUAGUGUCACUGGGCUCGACGCUAUGUGUCCAUCUUCCAAAGAAGACUUUACAGAGUUUGAAAACAAGCUGAAGGAAAAGAUAUCCCAGUUUGAAACAUCUGUGCAUUAUUCAAAUUUCUUGGAUUCUUUGUUUCGGGAACUCUGUAUUUCAUUGGAAAUAGAAGACUUGAAGAAAGUCAGUAAUUCCCUGACAGCCCUACUUAGUGAAAAACAGAAACAAGAAAAGCAAAACAAAGGAAAGAAGAAGAAGAAAGGGGUUGUAGCUGGAGGCGGAUUGAAAGCACAGCUGAGAGAUGACAUGGAGUAUGGAGAGUUUGAUGGUGGCUACGCCCAAGACUAUGAGGAUUUCAUGUGACACUGGCUCCACCACCUCGGCCCUUUCCCCCUCCCAACCCUCAGAAAUGCAGCUGUACCUUCUUGUGCUGUCCAGUGCCAUCCUGGAAAAUCUGAACUAUGUGUUGCCCCCUUCAUUUUGCUUCUAUGACCAGAGGGACUUUACCAGGGAGGAUCCAAUCUCACCAACUCUUUAAUACAUAUGGAAUUGCCUUUUCUGUCUCAUUCAGCCUCGACUCACAUCACGCAUAAUCUGUUGGGUGACCCAGCGUCAAUAGAGAAUACAUUGUAACUGCUGCGGGGUCUGACUUUUGCAGGGCUAAUUUUUCUUAUUAAAUGUUGCUCUUGUCAAAAUAUCAGAUACAGUAUUGCAGUUAUAAGUAACGUGACAUAGAAACACAAGGUUCUAUGCUAAUUCUUCAAGCAGAAUGUAUAUAUUCUAGGUCUCGCUUACCUGUGGAUGGUAUUCUUACAGGAAAGUAUAUAGUAUCUAUAACUUGCCAAAUUCAGAACAAUUAUUCAUCUUUAUCUCUGGAAGGUUGAGUUGUGGAUGAUUUUGAGACUGACAACAUGUAAGUAGUUGUUGUAAUUUUACAGAGAGCACACGACUUUCAAUGUAAGGUAAAAGGGAUAGACAAGUAUAAUAAAUGUGACUUUAAAACCUCACAGCCAUUCUCUGAAAAAAAGUGUGAAGCAAAGAGUACUUAGGUAUUUUUUGUGCAUGACCAAUGUAAUUUACUAAUUUGAAUUCUAAUGCAGGAAAAGUAUGGAUCAGGCUAGUGGAUUAACUUGCUACGACUGGUCUCCUAAUCAUUGCUUCUGCAGGCUUGUAUCAAGUGUGAUGAGGAGCGGGGGCUUAUGGGCUUCACCCCUUAUGUCUUCAUACGGGCUACAGUUUGUUGAAGGGGCAUAUGUUUCUUUUUCAAGCAAUUUCAAUGUUACAUGGACAAUUGGAUAUACACAAUGUGGAAGAAACAGCAUCUGCAGUGUUUUAUAAGCAUCUAAUUUAAUAAAUCACUGGUCAAAACAA